AUGUCGCGCGCGCAGCCGACGUCCGUUCGCCCGACCGCGGCGAAGCGCACGUCCGUCGUCCUCGCGUCGGCGAAGACGGAUGCGAUCAUCGAAGAGAUGAAGACGCUCACGCUCCUUGAAGCGUCCGAGCUCGUCGCUCAAAUCGAAGAAGUGUUCGGCGUCGACGCCUCCGCUCCGGCGGGCGGCAUGAUGAUGGCCGCCGGCCCGGCUGCCGGUGGCGAAGCCGCCGAAGAAAAGACCGAGUUCGACCUUGUCAUUGACAACGUUGACGCCGAUAAGCGCAUCGCGAUCAUUAAGGUUGUGCGUGGCCUCACCGACUUGGGCUUGAAGGAAGCGAAGGAUGCCGUCACCAACGUGCCGUUCACCAUCCUCGCGGGCAAGACGAAGGGUGAAGUCGAAGAAGCCAAGAAGGCGCUCGAAGAAGGCGGUGCCAAGUGCUCCAUCAAGUAA
Molecule: messenger RNA, 450 nt
Organism: Ostreococcus lucimarinus CCE9901
Lineage: Eukaryota; Viridiplantae; Chlorophyta; Mamiellophyceae; Mamiellales; Bathycoccaceae
Exons: 2
Coding region: 1-450 (149 amino acids)
Biological process (GO): translation
Cellular component (GO): ribosome
Molecular function (GO): structural constituent of ribosome
Source: RefSeq, a predicted model, not a curated record